AUGUCCGCGCCAGACUUGGAAAUGCGGAUAGGCCUGCACUUCGGCAAGUUCAUUGGCGGUGUUAUUGCUACAACGAAGAUCAACUAUGAUAUCUUUGGUGUUGACGUGACCAUCGCAAAUCAAGUCGAAACAGCCGGUAUACCUGGAAAGAUAGUCGCAUCAGACUCCCUCCGACGAUAUCUCACUCAUCAUUUUCCGGGGAAAUACAGAUUUCGCUGGCAUGGAACGAUAGAGAUCCUUGUGCCGAUCGACUCCAAGAAUCAAGACCCCGAGUACAGUCAAGGUGUUGUCCCCAGUCAGCUCAACAUCUAUGAGAUAUGCAUGAGUAAGAUCCAGUGA
Messenger RNA from Perkinsus marinus ATCC 50983, 339 nucleotides. Its product is annotated as guanylate cyclase, putative. The record is from RefSeq and is a predicted model, not a curated record. Gene Ontology annotation, molecular function: adenylate cyclase activity. Lineage: Eukaryota; Perkinsozoa; Perkinsida; Perkinsidae. The transcript is spliced from 4 exons. Gene Ontology annotation, biological process: intracellular signal transduction; cyclic nucleotide biosynthetic process; adenylate cyclase-activating G protein-coupled receptor signaling pathway. Bases 1 to 339 code for a protein of 112 amino acids.